Molecule: messenger RNA, 5277 nt
Organism: Vollenhovia emeryi
Lineage: Eukaryota; Metazoa; Arthropoda; Insecta; Hymenoptera; Formicidae
Exons: 15
Coding region: 192-4616 (1474 amino acids)
Biological process (GO): mitotic spindle assembly checkpoint signaling; protein phosphorylation; meiotic sister chromatid cohesion, centromeric
Molecular function (GO): ATP binding; protein kinase activity
Source: RefSeq, a predicted model, not a curated record
CCUCCCCGCCGUCGUUGGAGCCGUUAAAGCGCUAACCUAACCUAAUCCGAUAGCGUCCUUAUUGGAGAUUUUCGGGGCAGAGUUUCGUUUCACGAAUUUAAAGGUCCGGCCACGGAACCGCGGGGGACUGUUAUGCCAGAGCUGCGUGUAUAAGGAAGUCUCUGAGCGAUAAAGGCAAGACGGAGUCCGAUAUGGAUCCCGCGACGAUGAUUGCGCUCUGCAAGGAGAACAUUCAGCCGUUGAGGUACGGGCGGAGUGCCACUCAACUGGGAACCGCAUUGAGGGCGCAGGAGGACGUGGAUGCGCAGCAGCUGUUGCUGCAGGAGAAGCAAAUGUACGAGGAUGCGAUUAAGAAUUACGAGGGAGAUGAUCCUUUGGAGAACUGGUACGAGUACAUUCUCUGGGUGGAACAGAGUUACCCGAAGAGUGGGCACGAAUCUCACAUUGGGAGGCUCUUGCAGCAGUGCUUGGCGAUAUUUGAAAAGGACCUGAAAUAUCAUCAAGAUCGUAGAUACAUACGUUUGUGGAUUAAUUAUAUAAGUAUACAAAAGAAUCCUUUGGAGCUGUAUCAGUUGUUGCACAGCAGUGGUAUCGGGACUAGAGUAGCGGACAUGUACAGGGCUUGGGCCUUCGAGUUGGAGCAAAUUGAAGAUGAUAAACGGGCGGAUGAAGUUUACUUAAUGGGACUAUCUGUUCAUGCGGAACCGUACGAAGAAUUGAGCCACGCUCACCAAAAUUUUCAAUUUGCUGUGGCGCGCAAGACGCUUGGACGUAUCGAGGAAAGAAAUGACGUGUCCUUGUACGAACAACGUCAGGCUUUUAGUUCGCUGCGGGCGAUCAGAGCCGGUAAAAGAGUCGGCAGCAUGCGGACAGGUCAUCGCGUACGCGAUUAUUAUCCUGGGACUGUGCCCCAAGUGUCAGCUUCCAUGCAGAAUACAAAGCCCAAUUCUAAAAUACAAGUAUAUCAAGAUGACAUACCUGGAGAAAUGAAGGGAUCGAGCAUAUUGGAUCAUGUACCGAUAGAGGAUAUGGUACAUAAAGAAAAUACCAUCAAGCCUGGACCCUGGAACAGUGGAAGCAAGAGAGGCCCAUUAAUAGCUCCUAGUGUAAAAGCGGGCUUUAAGAUUCACGAAGAUCAGAACGAUGACAGUGACAUGGAGAAAAUUAAGUUGUUCCCAAAUCAUAUACCUUUUUUUGACGGCAGUAAAUCUAAUGAUUGUCUAAGAGUGCCGGUAUACGUAGCAGAUCCAAUAGAUCCAAAUAUUGUACAAAAGCCACAUUAUCCCAAAGAGUUAGUUUACGCCGAUAAUGCCGAUCGUAGUAUGGAAGAAAUUAGAGCACAGCUUUAUUUGGAAAGAAGAGCGCAAUUUCUGGAAAAUAAACAUGAAAUGUCAAUGGUUUGUGUACGUGAAUCCGCUGGAGAAUCCCAAUCUCAGCUUAAUAAUUAUGAAAACAUGUAUCACCUGCAAGAAAUUGAAGAGCAGAAACAAAGAAGAGAUGCCGAGAUCAGUAGGCAGAGACUCCAAGUUGAGCAACAGGAAUUGCAAAGGCAUCAGUACGAGAUCGAGAGUCAGGUUUUAGAGACUCAACGGCAGGAAGCUGAGCAAAGAGAAUUGGAAAGAUUAGAGACCGAGAGACUUGAGGCGCAGCGAAUUGAAGCCGAAAGACUCGAAGCGCAGCGUAUCGAAGCCGAAAGACUCGAAGCGCAGCGCAUCGAAGCCGAAAGGCUCGAAGCGCAGCGUAUCGAAGCCGAAAGACACGAAGCUCAGCGAAUUGAAGCCGAAAGACUCGAAGCGCAGCGAAUGGAAGCGGAAUUGAAUACACAACGGAAAUUACAGUCGACAAACUUUAUGCAUCAGCAUCACACUUCGUCUUUGGCCGUUGACACUGAGGAACAUCUGCUCGGGCAAAGCCUCACUGUAAACACAAAGGAAGCUAUUUCGGUUGUGCAAGGUUUGUGGCAAUCCCCAGAUGUGGCCACUAACGCCUCGCGCUUUCGUAGUCCUCCCGUCGCACCUAGAAUGGUAGAUUCGAGAAAUAAAUUGUCAUUUGAUAUACACAUGGAUAGCUCUAUGACUCAACAUGUUAUGUCCAGUAACAAACAUCAUCAAGGAUACAAUGUACAGAUUUAUAACGAUCAAGAGAAUCAUCAGAAUUAUCAUACGCAGCAUCAAAGUUAUUCUGGUCAGGAUCAACAUAUUGCAUACGGAAAUCACAGUUUGCAAAACAGUUAUCAUUAUCAGAUGCAGCAACAUCAUGAUCAUCAAGUGCAACAGCCGCAUCCUCGGCAGCACCAUCCCCAACAUCAGCAUCAUCACCAGCAAUUGAUUCCAUCGCAUCAGCAAAUGCAUGCUGUGCAUCAUCAGUCUCUUUCUCAUCCGCAGCAUUUGCAAUCACCUCAAAUGCCGCAUCAUCAACCGCACCUUCAUCAUCACCAAUCUCCGCACAAUCCUCAUCAUCAAUCUCCGCACAAUCAUCAUCAAUCACCACACAAUCAUCACCAGUCGCCACACAAUCAUCAUCAAACGCCACUCAACCAUCAUCAGUCGCCACACAACCAUCAUCAACCGCCACAUAAUCAUCAUCAGUCGCCGCACAAUCAACAUCACCAGUCCCCGCACAAUCAACAUAUUCUACAUUCUCAGCAACCGCAACAUGUGCAUCAACAUAUGCAACAUAUGCAGCACCCCAUCUACAGUGACUUGAUACCCAACAAUAUCAGCUAUCAACAAUAUCCGGAAGCUCCUAUGCUACACCCGAAUCUAGAGCCGCAGAAGCAGUUACAUUUCACUCCUUAUACUGAUUCUGACAUUGAACCGAUCAAGCCGUACAGAAUGCCACCCGAAUUACCCUAUAUUAAAUCACCCGGGAUGAAUCGUAAAGAUAUUAAAUAUCUCGAAAGUGCGGAGGACAAAGAGAACGCUAUCGUUGUGGAUGGCCCGUUAGAAGAAAACAUGAUGCCCAAACCGGACGAAAAUAAUCUUUAUAUUGAUGAAAGCUUGGGCAUAGCUCCUCUCUCGACUGCUAACGAGACGUGUUUUACAGAAGCCUUUAACGCGCCGUUAACGAGCUCCACGCCAAUGACUAAUCACUUUAAGCCAUCGUACAGAAUAAAAGACGACUCACAAUUUUCAAGUCAAAAUGCUGUGUCCCAACCAGUUGCAGAGGCACAUAAUGCUGAAGGCAAUGAUAAAUUAAGUGUGAUAUUGGAAACCACACGAGAAUAUGUCUCGAGUAGUUCAGGGAGCGGUAAUUAUACCAAAUCGACUGGAUUAACUUUUGCAUUAACGAGGGAGGAUAUGAUUCCUUUUAAAGAACAACCUGUAGAUACAAUUGUAGAAGAAGAGUCAAAUGAAUCUCUGCUGUCCGUGACUCAACCUUACGAACAGAAGCAGUAUGCGCAAAUCCAAGCUGUGCACGCUCAAAGUCCGCGUACAGUACAACGACAUGUUGAUCAAAUCACAUCCGAGAUAAAGAAUAAUUGUGAUCUAAGAAAAUCCAUCAACUUGAAACUUAACGAAGAGGACAAUUCAGAGAAAGUUGACAGUAUGGAGUGCGAGGAGCAUGAACCUAUGGAACAAGUGGAGGAAGAGUGUUUCGAGCUCCCAUCGAGAGAUAUAAAUCCAUUCGAUAAGACCUUAAUAGCUGGCCUAUUGAAGAAUAUAAAGUUUCCACAAUCCCAUCAUGCAGAUGGAUAUAAAAGAAUAGAUACCAAUUUAAAUAAGCUCGUGCCUUCUACCAUGAUUACGCUCGAUACUGAAGCAUAUGAUUUGGAAAAGUGCCUUGGAAAAGGAAUGUAUGGAACAGUUUUUAAAGCAGUCAAUCUGCAAACGGGCGAGACUGUUGCCCUUAAAACGCAAAGACCUGCUUGGGUUUGGGAGUAUUAUAUCGUACGAGAGAUAAAAGCACGUCUUACAAAUCCACAUAUGUUACGUGGCUUUAUGGAUGUCACAACGGCAUAUGUGGCCAACAAUGGAAGUAUACUAGUUUCAGAAUAUUCGAAGUUUGGAACGUUAUUAGCAGUGACGAAUCAGAUAAAAAUUGCCACUGGCAAGCCUCUGAUGGAAACUUUAACUAUUUUCUUUACAAUCGAGAUGCUUCAGAUUGUGGAGUACUUACAUAAAUGCCAAAUAAUACAUGGAGACAUAAAGCCAGAUAAUUUUUUAUUGAUGCGACCACCUACGCAAGAUGUAAGACCAACCAUACAGCUGAUAGAUUUUGGAUGUAGCAUAGAUAUGAAAUUGUUACCAGAAAAUACAACAUUUACGCAAGUUAUAAAAACUGAAGAUUUCACUUGUAUCGAGAUGCAAACUGGAAGACCGUGGACAUAUCAGACUGAUUUGUAUUGUCUAGCGGCGACCAGUCAUUGUUUACUGUUUGGCAAUUACAUGAGAGUAUCUAACAUAGGCGGUCGUUGGUUUAUUGCCUCGAAAUUACCUAGGUACGCUAAAAGAGCUGCUUGGGAACAAUUUUUCACGGAGCUUUUAAAUAUCGAGUCAUGCGAGAAAAUGCCCGAUCUGGCGAAAUUGAGGAACGUGAUGGAGGAGACACUGGCGCAAAUGCCAGAGGUGCAAACGAAAUUUCGGUCUUUCGUCAACAUUCUCAACAAACGAUAACGCUUGCUGUAUCUGACGAUAUGUCCCAAUGUGUGCAUAUAUUUAGCAAAGAACCAACGUGUAAUAAGAAACAUUAAUGUUAUUGUGCUAUUUAUUAUAAAAAAGUUAAUACUACAGUGAGAUAAAUAUAUGUAUCUACACAGUUAUGACAUAGGAGAAUGCACUUUAUGGCCUGGUUCGUGGAGGCUUUACCAAUAUUCGUUGCUUGCACAUAAUCAACAUUAAUUAGGACCACUGUGCAACGAGUCUAACCCCUCCAAAUUGUUUCAGAAACUUACGAUUACGGGAUAUGCGAAGAUUUUUACGGUAGAGACUUUGGAAAUGUACUUGUUAUCUCUCGAACACGUAUGCGCUCGUUACAAGUUACGAAGCAAUGUACUAUGAUGAUAAAAAAAAAACCAGUCUUACAAAAAUUCAAAUCUGUAAAAAUGAAUAGUACAAUAAGCGUGUGAUACAGUAUGGAUUCAAUUUGCAAGACGGCAUGCAGACGUGUAUGCGUACUGAGUACUUGAGUACCUUGUAUAAAUAAUUAAUGUAUAUGUAAUCAUUGUAUAUUUAAAAUAGAUUUCGGCUCUAUGCCAUUCGUUUCUGUUGUCAACGGGUUCGUCUUGCUUUCUGAUAUUCUUGGCAAUGUACGAAAAUAUAUACCAUGUCGAUGAUA